AUGAAUCGUCUUUCCUCUGCGGGGUCGGUCUCGAGCGCGCCGAUUUACGCGAAGGCCCUCGCGCAGUUCUCCGUUUGCCGUCAACCCUGGAGUGAGUACAUUAGCUUGCUCACUAAGGAGGAUAGCAAACCUUACCACACGGAGCCCCCCGAGCGGCCGGCGUAUCGGGGUCGAAAACGCGGCCGGGAAGGGUGGCUCUUCGGGCAGCAGGUCCCCUUGCAUUACCACCGCUUUCCCGACGAGCAACUCUUCGCGAACCUCACGCGUUGGCGGAUGGGGGAUACGGUGGGCGACCUCGCCUUGCAGCAGUUUCGAAACGCCCAGCCGUUUGAUAUUGAGGAUAAAGACCCCCAGGGGUUUCAACGCCCUGCGCCGGAGGUGUAUAUGAAGCUGAACUACAAAAACCCCGCGACGAUCUCGCGGUUUUUGACGCGCACCGGUCAUUUUUACCCGCAGGAUAUCCUCCCUCUUAAUCCCGAGGCGGUGGUGAAGCUUCGUGUGGCGAAGGUGCAGGCGAUUCGAAUCGGACUCUACCCACGUUUUGGGAAUCCGUUUUGGUUUCGCUCGCAGCGCUUUCGCCCGAAGGCGUAUCAGGAGAACUACGACCCCACCACCUACUCCACCAAACACACGAUGGAGCACUUUGCGUAUAAUUGGGUUCAGAUGGAUCGCAUUCGGCAAUAUUUUAAAGGGUUAGAAGAACUUCAUGCGCGUCGCCGCGCCGUCGGAUCGGGUGGCAGCGGCACCACCGCCGAGAGCAAGCAACAGGAUCAGUACUAUGCCCCUGAAAACGAGCCGAUCAAUCUUUAUCGCGAUACCCCUGUCUACACGGCCGAGGUGGAGCACUCGGUGAAGAAUCCAACCGUUCCAGGGUUGAUGUCGACGAAGGGGAUGAAAAAGAAGUUCCACAACCUCUACUCCUCGACCUCAACCAAACGAAUGGGGUUUUCGAACCCCACCCUGGGCAUCAAAAAGGUGUAG
Messenger RNA from Phytomonas sp. EM1, 981 nucleotides. Lineage: Eukaryota; Euglenozoa; Kinetoplastea; Trypanosomatida; Trypanosomatidae. The record is from the annotation of a GenBank genome assembly.